This is a messenger RNA of Aegilops tauschii subsp. strangulata, 1033 nucleotides long. Its product is annotated as small ribosomal subunit protein cS22. Gene Ontology annotation, molecular function: mRNA binding. The record is from RefSeq and is a predicted model, not a curated record. NCBI's taxonomy places the organism in Eukaryota, Viridiplantae, Streptophyta, Magnoliopsida, Poales, Poaceae. Gene Ontology annotation, cellular component: chloroplast thylakoid membrane. Gene Ontology annotation, biological process: chloroplast rRNA processing.
UCUUGCCUCCUCCCUCCUCGCUUCGCCACCCCAUUCCUCCCCUCACCCGUGCGUCCGUCCUCUCCAGCCGCUCCAGCUCCAAUGGCGACCACCAUCUCCUCUCUAGCGGCCCCACCCGCCCUCCACCGCCGAUGCUGCCGGAGCCCCGCAUCUGCCUCGACCCCCGCCCGCGUGUCAUUCCGCGCCGUGCUGCCGGCCGGCGCGGCGGCGCGGGCGAGGCGCCGGGCGGCGGUGAAGGUGCUCGCCUCCUCCGCGGUGAUGGAGGCGCCCGAGGAGCUGGCCACGCGGAAGCUCUACGUGGGGAACAUCCCCAGGACCGUCACCAACGACGAGCUGUCGGCCAUGUUCGCCGCACACGGCACCGUCGUGCGGGCCGAGGUCAUGUAUGACAAGUAUAGUGGUCGGAGCCGGCGAUUCGGGUUUGUCACGAUGAGCACGGCGGAGGAGGUCGCUGCCGCCAUUGAGAGCCUGAAUGACACCGAGGUUGGAGGUAGAAAAAUUAAAGUAAAUGUGACAGAGAGCUUCUUACCAAACAUUGAUACAUCUGCACCGGAAUCGGAACCUUCAUUUGUGGACAGCCAGUACAAGGUUUACGUUGGGAACCUCGCAAAGAAAGUGACAACGGAAGUGCUCAAGAACUUCUUCUCUGAAAAAGGGGAGGUCCUCAGUGCCACGGUAUCCCGAAUUCCAGGAACUCCAAAGUCCAAGGGAUAUGGUUUUGUCACGUUUUCUUCAGAGGAAGAAGUGGAAGCUGCGGUUUCUACUUUCAACAAUACAGAAUUGGAAGGACAAACCAUCCGUGUGAAUAGAGCAUAGGCAUAGCAGAAAUUUCACAUUGGAGUCAAGGAGAGAAUAUCUUGGAGAACACCUGUAGACGAGGGGAAGUUUGAGACUAGAUUUUAUAACAAAGUUUUAAAGGCCUUUGAUGUAAUUUCACUCUGGCUCUAAGCAAUUUUUUGUAUAAUAACAACACAUGGAAGAAUUUUGAUUGUCAAGCCCGUUGUUUAUAUGAAGCAGUUGUUGUUUACCACCA